CAGACUCUGGAAUUGUCAAGGCCUCUGAUUUCCUUUCCAGGCUAUUGAUAAUGGGCUUUGUUAUCUCACCCCUUUGAUUUUGAUUUUCUUCAAAUCAAAUGAUAAGAAAUGAGAGUCACCCUUGACGGGGAGAACCAAAGGCGGCCGAAGGAGUAGCAGUUUCCCGCCAAAAAAAAGAAAAAAAGCAGAAGCAGAGAACAUGAACCCUAAUUGCAUUGCAGCGUGGUAAGAGGUCAGAGCGAGCAUGGAAAUGGCGGUCAACUCUGUUUCACCGUCCGAAUUUGAUUCAUCCACUCCUCCUGAGUCCUCUGAAAAGAAUCUACAGCCUUUCUUCAUUCUUCACAAAGCAUCCUCGCGAAGUUCCCACAGGAGGAGGAUCCAUCUCUCUCCAUCAAAAUCUGUCAUCAAAACCGACGACCUCUUGCUGCGAAUGGAAGCUUUUCAAUCUGUUUGGUCCGAGAUUCACUCCGCCAGCAAGGAUGUUCUUAGGGAUAUCAAUACUAGCGCAUUCAACGACAUAUAUCAUUGGGUUCGCCAGUCCUUCCAUGCUAUUACAUCAUAUGGAAUGCCUGGUUUCGGCCAAGCAACUCGCUCUUUUCCCCUUCUUACUCAUGCUACUUCCAAACAACUCUUCACUGGGCUGGUUUUGACCAAGAAUAUGGAGUUUGUUGAUGAUUUACUGACAUUUGAAGAGCUUGGCCUCUGCCUGAAAUCUCAUGGAUGCCACGUGGCUAACCUUUCGUCAACUGACUUUUCGGCCAAGAACGGGAUUGGUGGUUGUCUGAGAAGUUUAUUGAGACAGUUUUUAAUGGUUUCCUUGGACGCAGCAGACAUGUCCAUCUUAGCAUCAUGGUACAGAGAACAAGGAAACUACAAUUCUCCACUGAUUGUAAUUGUAGAUGAUAUGGAACGAUGUUGUCCGUCUAUUUUGUCAGUUUUCAUUCUCACUUUGAGUGAAUGGGUUGUCAAGAUCCCAAUAAUUUUAAUAAUGGGAGUUGCAACAACACUGGAUGCCCCAAGAAACAUACUUCCUUCAAAUGUGCUGCAGCAGUUGUGCCCUUGUAAAUUUGUAUUGGGUUCACCAGCUGAGAGAAUGGAUGCAGUUCUUGAGGCUGCACUUUUGAGGCAGUGUUCUAUGUUUUGUAUUGGCCAUAAGGUGGCAGUUUUUCUGAGAAACUACUUCUUAAAUCAGGAUGGGACAGUAACAUCUUUUAUCAGAGCGCUGAAGAUAGCAUGUGCUCAACAUUUCUACAUGGAGCCUUUAAGCUUUAUGGCUGGUGCACUUUUUGAAGAAGACAAUCAGGGGUUUCAGGGUGAGAGAAAUGUUUUAUUGGAAGGGAUGCUCAAGUAUGCUUCUGAGCUUUCAUCACCUGAUAGUGAUACAAGGGCUGAACAGAUUGAUACUACUUUGACUUGUCGGUUAAGAGAGUUGAAAAGAUUGCAAAAAUGCUGGAGCAGUAUUGUCCUGUGCCUUUAUGAAGCUGGAAAACAUAAAAUCCGACUGCUGGACAUAUUUUGUGAGGCACUUGAUCCAGAGGCUUACAAUUCGGUGGCUUCUGAUAAUCACACUGGAUUAGGCAAAGGUUUUGGAAUAUCCACUCCAAGUGAUCCCUCUAUGCGUCAGCAAUGCUUUACCAUGCGAAAGGGUGGUUUUAUUUGUCAAGCAAUUCAAAAAGUGAGACUACUUCCAGAAGCAUCGCUGUCUCAGUUGCUUAAGAGUUGGGAAAAUCUCACUGUGGAUAUUUAUGAGAUCCAUGACAAAGUGAAGGAGCUGCAGUCGAUGGUGAAACUUGAGGAGGGAAGGAUUUCGAAAGAAGAUUUGACAGACAUAUGCAUAUUGUGUUCAAAUGACAGGAGACAUGCAUCCUGGAGGCGCUUGAAUAUUGAGUCCUCAAAGAGAAUAAAUGAAAAAGCUGCUUCUUUAAUUGAUUGUAUGGUUAGGGAUUUUCUAAGGCCAAUUGAAUGCCUUCCUUUUCAUGAAAUUGGUUGCUUUAGAAAUGUUGAAAAACUUCAGUUGGCUUUAAUUGGAGAUCCAAGAAGAAGGGUUCAACUUGAUCUUUUGGAAUUCCACAAAAUCUUGUGGUGUAGUUGCUGCAGCAGGAGUUGCAAUAUUCCAUUACCAUCUAUGCCAGAUACCUCAAUUAUGUAUACACUAGCCCAGGAGCAUGGUGAUCUUAUCAAUCUUCCUGAGUGGUUCCAAUCUUUCAAAACAAUUAUCAGUCACAUAAGCACUAAAGGGAAACGCAAGACAAAGCAAUCCAUGCUGCCAAAGAAAACAAAAUAUAUCAAUGAAUCUGAAGACAAGAGUGAAGCAUCGAUUCAAGCACGGUUUUGCAGGGCAGUUACAGAGCUGCAGAUUACAGGGCUCAUACGGAUGCCCACCAAAAGACGUCCUGAUUGUGUCCAGAGAGUGGCCUUUGGGCUGUAAGCCUUUUUUCCACCAUUUCUAUUUUCUGCUUUGCCUUAUAUUAAUGUACAUUUUUUGUCUUUGUAAUUAAUACUUGACACCUUUUAAGUUUAACGAAUUAAUAUCAUAAGCACACAGACAGCACUAGUAAUAACUAAUCAAAAAUGUCAUAUGGAAAAAUGGGUUAAUAAACUAAGUUUUACAAUCUCGUUAACAAUAAUUAUCCUAUAUCAUUAUUUAUCUAAACUUUUUUUUACUGUAUAACUUUUGGAAUAUUUAUUCUUUGAAUGGAGAAUGUUUUGGUUUUC
Messenger RNA from Ziziphus jujuba (common jujube), 2715 nucleotides. Its product is annotated as origin of replication complex subunit 3. The transcript is spliced from 17 exons. The coding region runs from base 245 to 2428 and encodes 727 amino acids. Lineage: Eukaryota; Viridiplantae; Streptophyta; Magnoliopsida; Rosales; Rhamnaceae. Gene Ontology annotation, biological process: DNA replication; DNA replication initiation. The record is from RefSeq and is a predicted model, not a curated record. Gene Ontology annotation, cellular component: DNA replication preinitiation complex; nuclear origin of replication recognition complex; nuclear pre-replicative complex. Gene Ontology annotation, molecular function: DNA replication origin binding.